This is a messenger RNA of Psylliodes chrysocephalus, 1169 nucleotides long. NCBI's taxonomy places the organism in Eukaryota, Metazoa, Arthropoda, Insecta, Coleoptera, Chrysomelidae. The record is from the annotation of a GenBank genome assembly.
GCAAUAAAACAUUUCCAGCAUUGAUAAAGACCUCGUAUAUAGUGAUAAUGACGCUUCAGAAGGUUUCUUUUUAAACGCGUAUAAUUAUGAAAUCAUUCUUGUAAAAGUAGUUUUUGAUAAAAAUUCGAUAAAAAAUUUUUUAGAUUAGUUAUUUACUAAGUUAGGAUGAUUGGUAAAUCAUAUUUUAGUCCAUACGAUGAAAAAAUAGAAGUGGAGGUUUGGAAACAGCAUGAUAAAAGUAGGGACGCUGUAAAAAAGGAUAUAGAAAUAAUCAAGAACUGGAUUAAAACCCAACCGCACCUUCCAAACACUUUAAGCGAUCAUCAAAUUCAGUCAUUUCUUUUGAUCGGCAGAGGAAGCGUUGAAAAAGUUAAACCUAAAAUUGACAUGUAUUACACAAUGAGAUCUCGUUUUCCAGAUGUAUUUGAAGAGUCUCAUCCAAAGUCUAAGAGAAUUUUGGAAGCUAAAAGGCAUAUGUACAUAAUACCUCUUCCCAAACUUCAUUUCGACUUAAGCAGAAUCCUCAUCUUCAAACUAAAAGAUAUCGCCGACCCAAGUCAGAUGGACCCGUACGCUAUAUUUGCACACUUGAUAAAUAUAGUUGAAAUAAGAUUUUUUGAAGAUUUUUGUUCGGGCCAUGUGGUACUUUUUGAUUUAGAACAUUGCAAGUUUAAUCAUAUUACGAAAGUUAGCCCUUCGUAUAUAAAAAAUGCAUACACAAUUGGAGAGAGAGCUUUAACGACAAGAGUACAUGGUAUACAUCUGUUAAAUGCCCCCAAAUAUUUUGAUCAAGUUGUCAUGUUAGUCAAGUCCAUAGUUAAACAAAAAAUGGCAAAUAAGAUUUAUCUUCAUAAAGAUAUGAAUUCUGUUUUAAAUUCAAUUGAUAAACAAAUAUUGCCAAAAGAUUAUGGAGGUAACGAAAAGUCAUUAGAUGAAUUAGAAGCUGAAUGGGACUGUAAGUUUGAGGAAUAUAAAGACUUUUUUGACAAAAGGCAGCUUGAAAGAGUAAAUGAGGCUUUACGCCCGCAACAGAACAAGAGUGACGAUUUUGACGAACUUGGAUAUCAAGGAAGUUUUAAAAAACUGGAUGUUGAUUAGCCGAAAAAAAAAUACUAUUUUUAUUUAUUAUUACUGUUCGCAUUCAUGUUAAUAAAUGUGAAAUGUUACCA